UAUAUUCAUUUAUAUUUAUGUAUAUAUCAGCGCGCACAUAUAUGUACAUAAAUUUAACAAUCUACAACCAAUAUUAAAAUAGGGAUUAAAAUUGAUUUGGUGAUCAAUAAGAAUAAGUACCAUACAUACAUAUACUGAAAAAACAAAGGUGCAAUGUCUAUUUCCGAGGAAGAAUCUUUCGUGAUUCUGGGUAGCUCACCGAUGCCAUCAAUUUGCGCAGAUGGAAACUCCCUGCUACGCGAUGCACUUGAAAAAGAAAAGGAAACUAAAGAGGCUUCUGUAGAACAGGCAGAAAAUAUUCUUAUAACAUCGAACCAAUUAAGCGCAAGCACAAUUGGAGCAAAGGUCAGUGAAACCACUUCGAUUCAUACAAAUGGUUCAGCCGAACCCAGCUUGGCUGCCAGCUUCCUACUGGGCGAAGUGCCCGCAGACGUUUUAAAGAAUAGCGUAUAUUCACAAUUUCCCAGCCUCUGUUCUAUGGAGGCCUGCGCUGAGGAUGUUGUAAAGCUUCAGAACAUGAUGACCGAAUAUGUUGCCCUCAAACAAACUUUGGACAAGGUUCAUCACACCAUGCAAGAUUACUACAAAAUUACACAGCAAUGGCGGCAAGAUGCAGCCUCAAGGGAGCAACAAUAUAAGGAGCAAUUAGAACUCUGUCAGGCGCAAAUCGAUAAAUUGAAAAAAGAAAACCAGACACUAAAAAAUGACAUAAGCGCAAAUUUGAAUCAGUUGCAAGUGGUCGAGGAAAUACAACAAAAGGAAAACGAUGACCUCAGACAAAGCAUAUCUGAGAAAAAUUCGCUAAUACAAAAUAUGCGUGUCGAAAUUGAUAAAUUGGCACAGCAACAGUUGCAAUCCUACGAGGUUGUGCCACCUGAAGGGGAACCCCAAAUCCGACCAACUGUCGAUUUUAUUAAAAGAGAAGAGCACGACCGUAUAACAAAGGAUUUGCAGCGGGAAAUGUCCAGAUUAUUGGCGGAAAAUUUAGAAGUUAAGGAAAUGCAAAAAAUAUAUUUGGAUGAGAUAAACUGUUUGAAGGUUAAUUUAACCAGUUACGAAGAGAUUUUGAAUAAAACAAAUGAGGAAUUAAGGAACUUAAAUUUAAAAGACGCCCAAAAACAGGAUGAAAUCACACAUUUGCAGACACAGGUUGAGAUCUACCGGCGAGAUUUUGAAAUGGAAAGAGCUGAUCGUGAAAAGAAUGCAGGAGAAAAGGAGCAGUAUUUGCAAGAUUUGCGUGCCCUACAACGACGCAACCAGGAGCUAAUCGAAGCGCUUUCUAAAGCAAAGGACAGCAACUCAGACGUCAUCUCUACAGUAAACAGGAGUAGCCUACGGGACGACCAGCGACCAAUAAGAGUUUUGGAUCCGACUGGGGCGGCGGCUAAGACAUCAGAGAGCGUCUCUCGCUGCCCUAUAUGCUCGAAAUCGUUUAACUCGCUGUCUACGCUACAAACCCAUGUAAACGAUUGCUUGGACAAGAGUUAAACCCAUGUUAUAAGAUAAACGAUCUAUUUGUUAAUAAAUUGUAGUGUUGUAUAAACAAG
Scaptodrosophila lebanonensis is the source of this 1547-nucleotide messenger RNA. RefSeq names its product NF-kappa-B essential modulator (gene key). Gene Ontology annotation, molecular function: K63-linked polyubiquitin modification-dependent protein binding. Gene Ontology annotation, cellular component: cytoplasm; nucleus. The coding region runs from base 154 to 1488 and encodes 444 amino acids. The record is from RefSeq and is a predicted model, not a curated record. Gene Ontology annotation, biological process: regulation of canonical NF-kappaB signal transduction. NCBI's taxonomy places the organism in Eukaryota, Metazoa, Arthropoda, Insecta, Diptera, Drosophilidae. The transcript has 7 exons.